This is a messenger RNA of Hirsutella rhossiliensis, 1392 nucleotides long. RefSeq names its product pre-mRNA processing factor 3 (PRP3) domain-containing protein. The transcript has 2 exons. The record is from RefSeq and is a predicted model, not a curated record. Lineage: Eukaryota; Fungi; Ascomycota; Sordariomycetes; Hypocreales; Ophiocordycipitaceae. Gene Ontology annotation, biological process: mRNA splicing, via spliceosome. The coding region runs from base 1 to 1392 and encodes 463 amino acids. Gene Ontology annotation, cellular component: U4/U6 x U5 tri-snRNP complex.
AUGGCCGCCCUCAAGGCCCGCGUAGCAGCCGCAAUCGACACGAGCAAGGCCAAGGGGGGCUUGAAUGUCGGGCUGCAUCCAGUGCUCGAAAACAUGGGUUCAUGGAAGCCGCAGGGCAAAAGCCGGGACGGUCCGAAGACGCAGCAGAGCUCUCAACCGCAUCUUGCAAAGAGCGUUCACGGCGCGCAACAUGUCCCCACUCAGCAGACACAGCGACAAGACCUCCGCAGCGGGCAAGCGAAUCCGUACUUUGAUGAUGGGAACGUGCCUCAGGUCUCCGGAAGUAAGCGCCGAGAGCCCAAACGCCUGGUGUUCAACCAGAAGGGCAAAUACAUCCAGCAAGCCAGUGCCCUGCGUCGGCAGGCUGCCCUCGAGGCAAUGAAGAGGCGGAUAGCAGAGCAAACGAGGAAGGCAGGGAUUGACGAUGACCUCGACGUUGAGAAGAACUUUGUGGUGGAGGCGCCCCCAGGCAUAGAAUGGUGGGACGAGGGCCUCGUGGAUGGACAAAACUACGACGGAAUCGAAAACCCGGCCAAGCUCAAACUAAUAACCCCCGACAGCAUCGUCACCGAGUAUGUGCAACAUCCAGUUGCGCUUGAACCGCCACAGAAUCGCCUCGCUACCCCAGCCAAACCCAUGUUCUUGACGUCGAAAGAGCAGGCCAAACUUCGGCGCCAGCGAAGAAUGGCAGAACUCAAGGAGAUGCAGGCAAAGAUUCGCCUCGGUCUCGUCCCGGCUCCCCCCCCCAAAGUGAAGAAGGGAAAUUUGAUGCGGGUUCUUGGAGAUGUUGCAGUCAAAGAUCCAACGGCGGUCGAAGCGAGAGUGAACCGCGAGAUUGCGGAGCGGCAUCAGAAACACGUCGAAGCCAACGAGGAGCGACAAUUGACCAAGGAGCAGAAACACGACAAGCUGGCCAAAAACCAGCAAACAGAUGCAGACAAAGGCAUCCAUGUCUUGGUAUUCAAAAUUACGACGCUCGCAAACGGCCAACACAGAUACAAGAUUGCCGUCAACGCCGAGCAACUGGCCCUCUCGGGCACCUGCAUCAUGCACCCUAAGUUUAACAUGGUCGUUGUCGAAGGCGGAGCGUGGGGAAUCGCCAAGUAUAAGAAGCUCAUGCUCAACCGCAUCGACUGGACAGAAAACUCACCGCCAAGACGACGGGACGAGAAGCGGGACCCCGGCCGUGACUGGCUUCAGGCAGAGAGCGAGGACGGAACCUUGAAGGACAUGUCUCUCAACGAAUGCAAGCUCAUCUUUGAGGGCGAGCAAAAGGCACGGGCUUUUCGGAAAUGGGGGAGCAAGGUGUGCGAGACGGACGCUGAGGCAAGGGAGACGCUUGCUCGCGCAAAGAUGGACACUUUUUGGUCCUUAGCCAAAUGCCACGCCUAG